CCAACUUCAGCGUCCUUCUUGUUUUAACGAUUAACGAAGCUAGCUAGCAUAAUCGGUUCAGCGCUCACAUAAAAAACGUUGAAAAAUAAACGCACUUUUAUUUAAAAUAUCUAUGUUAAUCUUUUUGUAUUGUAGACCCCCAACAAAAGCAAACAAUGACAAUAAAUAUUUGAAUUAUGUUUAAUAAUUAUUGCUGAGACCAUUAACUAAUCCGAAGCAAGAUCAACGAGAAAGAGCGGUGACAGGCGACGGUGAAAAGAAGAAAUUCCAAAGAAAUACCAACGUAUCUACAACAUAAAACAUGACAGACUUUGAGGUGGUUGAGGUGCAGCCAAACUCACCGGAACGACAUGCGUUUGGGGGCCCGAAGGAGGACGUGAGCGGUGAGAGGGACUCCGACAGCAUGGAGAGUCUGAACACUGGACAAGGAGAGACGGAGGAGUCACUGUCGUUGGCUGUCGUUACUCUGGCUCCGCCCUGUGGUGACCAUACGGGCUGCAGCUGUGACUGUGAGGCCUGCAACUGUCAGGAGACAAGAUGGAUGGAGAGAAACCUCCAGUCCACUGAGCUGCAGCUCCAGUUCCUCAUGAGCAAAGCAGAUUACUUACACGACUGUCUUGUCGAUGGACAGGGUCAUCUAGAGAGAGAGGCUCUUGCUGCUGCAGUGCCAAGUUUCCUGUACACCUGUCAGCCUUUCUUUAACCACCUGGAAUCCACGAGCACCGUGUCUCAGCACACCCCUCUGCCUUUUGACAUCUAUGCAAGGCGCGUGCAGCUGUUGGACUUCUCUCAGCAGCUGUGUGACAGGUUGGAGCAGCUGGUGUUGACCUACGCCAGCUACAAUGCCCUCUGUUUGGACGAGACCAAGCCUAACAGUGUGUCUCACUUCUGCAUCGGUCAGAGCCAGCUUGGUCCACUGAGGGUGACCACGUUUCGCUACUGUACGCCCACGCCGUACCUGGCCCGUGUCGACACGGGCCUGUACAAACGCAUGCGCUGGAACGUGGAGAGACUCCGAGACGAGCAGCAGACAGAGGAAGAGAGCGAGGCAGAAAUAGUCGGCGACACAGUGUAUUACUUCCUGUGCUACGAGGACAUUCCUAAUGCACACGCAGAGGUUAGCGGGGAUAACCAAGAUGCCUCUAACGUGGUAAGGAUGUGGUCCAUCGGUCAGUGGGUGCAGGUGACCCCCCUCACAGAGGACAUCUAUGGCUGGAUCACAUGCGAGGUUCCUCAGGCCGACUACCACAGGCUGUUGUUUCUGGGCAGCGAGGAGCCGUCUAGCUGCAGCGCUACAGACUACCUGCAGCAGCUGCUGCUGCCUCACAAGACAACAGAGUGACGAUAUCAAUGGUGUGUGUAGGCACACGUGACAUUUGUCUCUGGGAUAGACCACCAUUAUUUUUGAUAUUGUUUGGGCAUUUUCAGCCUUUAUUUUGUCAGUACAACUGAAGAUAUGAAAGAGGGAGAAUGACACGCAGCAAAGGGCUGCAGGUCAGAGUCGAACCCUGGCCCGCUGCAUCGAGGAGCAAACCUCUCAUGGUUGGUAGAGGGAUAAACAGCUUGUGAAAGGAGACUGCACCAAUUUAGAUGACACGGGACGCUGUAGAUACAUCCUUAAGAUAGUUAUUAAGCAAAAUGUGUCGUUGAGUUCCUGGGAGGUUAUGAGGUGGAACAUGUCUGGAUGACUGAGCAGAAACGCCCGAGCUGAAAUCCCAGCGCAUCACAUAACUGGAAAAUAUGUGAUACUUAAACCUAAAUGACUUGAUGCAUUCAUGACCUGUUGGGUUUUUCAACAUUUAAAGAUAGAGGCUUCAGUUUUCAUAAUACACUGUGACCAGUGUUGGUUUCAAAAACAAAGUUCAAUAGUCAAGUU
Messenger RNA from Etheostoma spectabile (orangethroat darter), 1876 nucleotides. RefSeq names its product chromosome 2 C19orf67 homolog (gene c2h19orf67). The transcript has 8 exons. The record is from RefSeq and is a predicted model, not a curated record. Bases 302 to 1342 code for a protein of 346 amino acids. NCBI's taxonomy places the organism in Eukaryota, Metazoa, Chordata, Actinopteri, Perciformes, Percidae.